GCAGUCGGUCCGCGCUGUAAUGCCUCAAACUUUAGUGUCGGCAUGACUAAUUUGAGUCGUAUUUUUCCGUGAAAGAAUUACGAAAGGUUAUUGUGAUAUUGCUGUUUCUCGUAUAAUUAUGACGCAUCCAAACACCUGCCAUUCACGAUAGUGUCGGUAUGUUUUUGAAUCUGGUAUUAACAAAAUUGACAAAAGUUAAGUAAUUUCUGUUACAAAUACAUCGACGCCUACAACGCUUCAGUCUGAUUUGAAACGCUGAACUCUGAAAACUUAAAUACACGAUAAUGAGACAAAAAACUAAACAUAGUAUAGCUGACCAGUUAAAUGAAGAUAUUAUUGAUAACAAAAGUGACAGUGAUUUUGAUUUAAUGAAAUAUGAAGCUCUAGAAUUUAAACCACGAAUUAAAUGGCCGGAUUUAUUAGUUCAGCUGUGCUUACAUUCGACAACAGUUUAUGGCUUCUACCUCAUACUAGUUAAUCGAGUGAAAUUAUAUACUAUAUUAUUUGUUUUUUUUACUAUAUACACAUCGGGCUUCGGUAUUACAGCCGGCGUGCACAGGCUCUGGUCGCACAGAGCGUACAAAGCGAAUCUGCCUUUAAGAAUUUUACUCGCACUGCUAUUCACUGUCACUGGACAGCGCGAUAUUUAUACAUGGGCCUUGGAUCAUCGGGUUCAUCAUAAGUACACUGAAACCGUGGCGGAUCCUCACGACGUGAGACGUGGGUUCUGGUUCGCUCACGUUGGCUGGCUGGUGCUGACCCCCCACCCUGCCGUUGAAGAUCGAAGGAUCUCAUUGAGAAAAACGUCGCUGGACUUGCUCGCUGAUCCAGUUGUUAGAUGGCAGAAAAUAUUUUUUAUUCCAUUAUUUGUACUACUGAAUGUCUUCCUACCGAUCGCUAUUCCUGUUUAUUUUUGGCAAGAGAGCUACAUCAACAGUUUCGUGUUGAGCUUCGUUACGAGAUUCACAAUCACGCUGAACAUUGCCUACAGCGUGAACAGUUUCGCUCACAUGUGGGGAAAUAAACCUUACGACAGAUUCAUAAAAUCUGUGGAGAACAGAAUAGUCAGUUUGGCAGCUUUGGGCGAGGGGUGGCACAAUUACCACCACGUGUUCCCCUGGGACUAUCGGACUUCGGAACUAGGAAUGAUUAAUAUAUCCACAACCUUCAUAGAUGCGUUCGCAAAAAUUGGAUGGGCUUAUGAUCUGAAAGUAGCUACGAAUGAGAUGAUAAGGAACCGAGCGAGACGGAAUGGUGAUAGAAGUCUGCGACAUCUUGAGGAACCAGAUCCGACUGUCUCAUCCGAAUAGGAGAUAAAGCAGGGCUAUUAUUAUGAGGACAUUAAAAUCAGGAUUAUGUUUAGGUUUAAAUAUUCAAGCAAAUAAAAUUUUAACAUUAUAUAACGAACAGUCAAAAACAUUAACAAUUUUACAGUGAUGUUGUUGAAGGGACCAAAACAUAUAUACUUUUUUAAUACUUCCUUCCUGCCUGUCAAAAAACUGGUUAACUAUAUUUGUAGCUUAGAUUUUAGCAGAAUGUAUACUUUGCUUAUUCAGAAAUGUAUUUCAGAAAGAUGUUAAAAAUAUUUCGAAUAAUAUUGGUAUUCAUUUUAUUAUAAAAAAUUAUAAAUUUAAAGAAUGAGAUCUAAGACUUUCGCGAGUAUUCAUUUAAAUAAAUCUUGAAUUUUUCCGGAUUACUACGCGUAUUUUAUUAUUUUAAAAACUACAUACUCCCGACGUUUCGGUAACUUUGCAGUAACCAUGAUCUCGGGCAGACGUAGUAAUCCGAAAAAUAUUAGUUUCAUUUAUACAUAAAGAAGUUGUGUAUUUUUUAAAAAAACAAAUAUUUACACUUAAUGAAUAUUGCUAUUCGUUAAGAGACUAAUUAUAUACGCAUUAUGUGAAAUUAAACGAAACUAAAAUUACAUAUAGAGAAUUUAUAUUAUUUUUCAAAGAGAAAGAUUAAUUCCUCAUAUAUUCGCUAUAAUAACCUAGAUAUAUUGUUAUAUAUGGUUUAAAUUAACCGCUGAUCGCAGUACCCGCUUCACAGAGACUCGAAGUAGUCUAGACUAAGCGUCCAGCGUGACUAUAACGUUAAAAACGUUAGUUGUUAGUGAAAUAUAUAAAAAAAUUAGAAUAAAUUGUUUGCCUUUAUAACAAUACAACAUAAUCUAUGGCUGUUUUGGAAAACAGAAUUUUAUUUUUAUUUUUUGUAUAGUUAUUUAGGAAAUUAUUGUCAUAGUUGACAUUUAUUUUAAAUGUUUGAGAUGUUACCUGUUAGAGGCUUUAUGUUCAUAAAUGUUGAAUACCAUCUGAUACAAUUUAUUUUUUUUGUUAUGUUUUAUUAUAAUAGAUAAAUCAAUAAACGGAUAAUUUUUGAGACGAUUUUUUUAUAACGUUUAUAUAACGUAAAUGUAUAUAUGAUGUUUUUUUUUAUUAUUUACUUUUUACAGUAUAGUGUUGUAUUUUAUUGCAAACUGUAUAAAAAAUUAAAGUAUUGUCCCGUUAAUAACAACACAUUGAAAGCUAUCAGCAACAAUUGAUUUUAAAAUAAAUCUAUACAUCAGAUACUAUACAUACAGAUCUGGUUCAGUCUUCAGCUGCACUCGUGCAAUGUAUUCGUUACCCAAACUUUCAAAGAUCAAUGUUAUAUGUACUAUACAUAGUGAAUGUUUGUACCAAGUUUGCUACAAUCUUUAUAUUACUCGAUAAUCGAUAUAUCUACUUCCUUUGUAUGUUAAAAAAUGCUUUAAAUAAAUUAUCUUAAUAAA
This is a messenger RNA of Danaus plexippus (monarch butterfly), 2770 nucleotides long. Its product is annotated as acyl-CoA Delta-9 desaturase-like. Gene Ontology annotation, biological process: unsaturated fatty acid biosynthetic process. The record is from RefSeq and is a predicted model, not a curated record. The transcript has 7 exons. Lineage: Eukaryota; Metazoa; Arthropoda; Insecta; Lepidoptera; Nymphalidae. Gene Ontology annotation, molecular function: stearoyl-CoA 9-desaturase activity; iron ion binding. Bases 285 to 1310 code for a protein of 341 amino acids. Gene Ontology annotation, cellular component: endoplasmic reticulum membrane.